Letharia columbiana is the source of this 225-nucleotide messenger RNA. RefSeq lists its product as uncharacterized. The record is from RefSeq and is a predicted model, not a curated record. NCBI's taxonomy places the organism in Eukaryota, Fungi, Ascomycota, Lecanoromycetes, Lecanorales, Parmeliaceae. The transcript is spliced from 2 exons. The coding region runs from base 1 to 225 and encodes 74 amino acids.
AUGCUCAUGGUGUACGCUCGGACGUAUGAGUGCAGUCUGCCGCCCAGAGCUGAGGUCCUGGCCGAUGGUUUCGACUGUGAGCCCAUACUUCUAGCCACGUAUGGUACUGCGGCUGGAUAUACACAGGAGCAUUCGCCCGCAACUGGCGCCGAGCUUACAGUCCAACGACCUUAUGAGCUUGACGAACAUGAGAUGCGUGCCAGCGAUUUUGGGGUCACGUUCUAG